CCUGAGGAUCCGUCUAAUCAUUUAUCUGCACUCUCAGUCAAUAAGAGAUUCGUCGUGCUGUGAAGCAGUUCUCCUCACUCUUGACGACAAUUGUCAUUUCUGAUGGCACUGAAUAUUGGCCAGAUCAUCAAGGGGAAAUACAAGACAUAUCGGCUUGUGGAUGUUUUGAAGGUUCCUACUGUCUUCAAGGCGCGGGUGCUACCCGAUCUAGGCGUCAAGUCGACAUCCGCGGUCGUAAAAACUGAAUUGGGUCCGGAGAAGAUUUGCUUGAAACGAGAGCGAGAUAACUACCGAAUACCUGCCAUUACAUCAUGCAAGUACAUCCGAGAGUUAUGCGAUGUUAUAAGCUCAGACAGCAAAGAACUAAGAGCAGAGAAAGCCGACUCGGCCAUUAACUCUUUAUGCUUGGUGUUUGAAUGGAUGGAUCAUGACUUAAGAACAGUGCCUUCCUUUGAGUUCCGGAGUAACUCUGAUCUUCCAAAGAUUAUAAGCAAAGCAGUACUUUCUGCCCUUGCUCUUCUUUCUCAGUUUAAUGCAGUUCAUACAGAUAUCAAUCCCAACAACAUUUUUCUUUCCAACAUUAGGGGCGCUUCUCCAAUAGUGAAGGUAGGAGAUUUAGGAAAUAUGUUGUCACAGGGUUACAACAAGAUCCGCCUUCAGAGCCUUCCUACUCGUGCACCAGAGGUUUGGCGAGGUUUAGGAUGCUUUCAUUCCUCUGACGUGUGGUCCUUUGGUAUUACUUUGGUACAUUGGCUGGCCCAGAGACCUAUUUUCGGCGCUAAAGAUAAGAUUGUCGAAAAUCUUACUGAGGCAUGGUGCAUUGCAAAGAUUCGACGUCUUGUUGGACCGUUUGGGCCCCCUGUUAAUAAGCCCGAUUACGAGGAAGAAUUCUUCAUUGCGGAAUAUUUAGAGUCGACGACGUUUAGCCAUCCGGACACAGGUGCGGAGACUCCUUUCAUAAAGGUAGGCUCUUUGCGCCAAGAGCUCGAGAGGCUGCCAGGGCCUGUGGUAUCGCCGGAGUUACUGGACUUUAUUGAAUACUUACUAGUGGUCGAUCAUACAAAAAGACCAACAGCUUCAGAGGCAUUGCAACACCCGUAUUUACGGUCUCUUGAUUGAAGUCUUCAGCUACUAUGGUAUUAUAAUGCACUGCAUUUCUCAUGAAGGAUAGUCAAAGAAAGAGUAUCAGAUAUAUCAUUGAGUAAAUAGAAUAGAUUAGUCGUUGUGGUAUUGAUAGCACAUAUAGCGAAG
Paecilomyces variotii is the source of this 1251-nucleotide messenger RNA. Its product is annotated as kinase-like domain-containing protein. Gene Ontology annotation, molecular function: protein serine/threonine kinase activity; ATP binding. Gene Ontology annotation, biological process: peptidyl-threonine phosphorylation; peptidyl-serine phosphorylation. The record is from RefSeq and is a predicted model, not a curated record. The coding region runs from base 103 to 1119 and encodes 338 amino acids. The transcript has 5 exons. Lineage: Eukaryota; Fungi; Ascomycota; Eurotiomycetes; Eurotiales; Thermoascaceae.